AUGGUUCUCAAGCCACGACUCACUCGUCGGCGGCUCAUCCUUUUCUUCGCCGGUUUCUUCCUCACUCUCCACACCACGUACCUCUUACUUCCGCACGACUCUCACAUCCGCCUCUCCAUCAACUUCAACACUUCGCGCUUCUGGAAUGCAAUCCGAGCUUCAACCACAGAUCGGGACGCUUGGCUGCGUCAGAGCCCUGCGCCACACCCUCUGAGUCUGCGUGACGACGUCGGCUAUCUCAUCAAAACAGGCUAUGGCACUCGCCAUCGGUUGCCCGCCUUGAUAGAAGCCUUCGCUCGCACUGGAGACAUUCUAGGAGACGAACAUCAAAGCUUUAUUGUUGUCGGAGACUGGACGCCAACGAACCAGACAGUCGACGGGCUGCCAACCGUGUACAAUGCCGUGGACAUGCUCAUGGAGACCAAGCUCGACCCAUCGCUUCGGGACCACCCCCGUCUCCCCAAGUACCGCUCCCUUCAGGAAGCGAUAGACUCGGGCGAUGAGAAUCAGGCGAACGAGCUUGGCCGGGAGUUUGGGUGGGAGUUGGAUGCGCUCAAGAAGAAGUGGUACAUCAUCCUAGAUGACGAUACCUUUCUGAUAGGGCCUUCGCUGCAUCUCCUCUUGAGCCAUUUGGAUCCCACCAAACCGCAGUACAUUGGCAACGCCGUGGGCGACUACAAAAGUCGCUUCGCACACGGGGGUUCUGGCAUCGUGCUGUCGCAGGAGACCAUGCGGCGCCUCUUCAGCAAUCCCGGCAUCGUAGCCCAGUCACAUGUCGACUCGCUCGACGAGACAUGGGGUGACCGCCUAGUAGGCACGACGCUGAUCAAGCUGGGCAUCUAUCUCGACGAGCGGUAUAGCCAUUACUUCAACGGUGAGCCGCCCGCGAUGGCCCGGGUCCAGGGUGACCGCUUCUGCUCGCCCAUUGUCUCCCUCCAUGGCAUCCGCAGACCAGGGGCCAUGGAGGCCGUCGGCGAGGCCCUCUCCAACAGACAGAAGCCAGUGCUGUGGACCGACCUGUGGCAGCUGUUUGCCGCCUCUUCACUCGACGAUGCUGGCCGCGAGCCGGUACGUCAGAUGCGGGACCACGUGGGGCCGACGGGCGACGACACGACGACAUGGCAGGGCAUCGCAUCGGCAGAGGCAUGCCGCAGCAAGUGUCAGGAUGACAGAAGCUGCCUGGCGUGGACCUUUGAUACGAAGGCGCGGGCUUGCCGCACCAGCCCUUGGAUGGUCAUUGGAGACGGCAGCGGCGUAGAGGCGGAGGAGGAGUCUGGUCUCGACGAUUGGCAAAGGGUGGCGUCUCUGAUGCGGCACUGCGGCCGAGCAUCCACGUACGAGUAUCAGCAGUAG
Messenger RNA from Trichoderma reesei QM6a, 1353 nucleotides. Its product is annotated as glycosyltransferase family 31. Bases 1 to 1353 code for a protein of 450 amino acids. The transcript has 2 exons. The record is from RefSeq and is a predicted model, not a curated record. NCBI's taxonomy places the organism in Eukaryota, Fungi, Ascomycota, Sordariomycetes, Hypocreales, Hypocreaceae. Gene Ontology annotation, molecular function: glycosyltransferase activity. Gene Ontology annotation, cellular component: membrane.